GAAAAUUCCUCCGCGGAAAACGGGUUCCGGCCGCGAGCCUAUAAAAAACGGGUGGCGCGGUACCGCUGUCUUUCCAGUCGGGCGCUGAGUGGUUCUUCGGAUCAUGUCUGGUGGCUCCGCGGAUUAUAACAGAGAACAUGGAGGCCCAGAGGGAAUGGACCCCGAUGGUGUCAUCGAGAGCAACUGGAAUGAGAUUGUUGAUAACUUUGACGAUAUGAAUUUAAAGGAGUCUCUUCUUCGGGGCAUCUAUGCUUAUGGUUUUGAGAAGCCUUCAGCUAUUCAACAGAGAGCUAUUAUUCCUUGUAUUAAAGGGUAUGAUGUGAUUGCUCAAGCUCAGUCAGGUACUGGCAAGACAGCCACAUUUGCUAUUUCCAUCCUGCAACAGUUGGAGAUUGAGUUCAAGGAGACCCAAGCACUAGUAUUGGCCCCCACCAGAGAACUGGCUCAACAGAUCCAAAAGGUAAUUUUGGCCCUUGGCGACUAUAUGGGAGCAACUUGUCAUGCCUGCAUUGGUGGAACCAAUGUUCGGAACGAAAUGCAAAAACUGCAGGCUGAAGCACCACACAUUGUUGUUGGUACACCAGGGAGAGUAUUUGAUAUGUUAAACAGAAGAUACCUUUCUCCAAAAUGGAUCAAAAUGUUUGUUUUGGAUGAAGCAGAUGAAAUGUUGAGCCGAGGGUUUAAGGAUCAAAUCUAUGAGAUUUUCCAAAAAUUAAAUACAAGUAUUCAGGUUGUGUUGCUUUCUGCCACAAUGCCAACUGAUGUAUUGGAAGUGACCAAAAAAUUUAUGAGAGAUCCAAUUCGAAUUCUGGUGAAAAAGGAAGAAUUGACCCUUGAAGGAAUCAAACAGUUCUACAUUAAUGUUGAAAGAGAGGAAUGGAAGUUGGAUACUCUUUGUGACUUGUACGAGACACUGACGAUUACUCAGGCUGUUAUUUUUCUCAAUACAAGGCGCAAGGUGGACUGGCUCACUGAGAAAAUGCAUGCCAGGGACUUCACAGUUUCUGCUCUGCAUGGUGACAUGGACCAGAAGGAAAGAGAUGUUAUCAUGAGGGAAUUCAGAUCAGGAUCAAGCCGUGUUUUGAUCACUACUGACUUGUUGGCUCGUGGGAUUGAUGUGCAACAAGUGUCAUUGGUUAUAAACUAUGAUCUACCUACCAAUCGUGAAAACUAUAUUCACAGAAUUGGCAGAGGGGGUCGAUUUGGGAGGAAAGGUGUGGCUAUAAACUUUGUUACUGAAGAAGACAAGAGGAUUCUUCGUGACAUUGAGACUUUCUACAAUACUACAGUGGAGGAAAUGCCAAUGAAUGUGGCUGACCUUAUUUAAUUCCUGGGAUGAGAUAGUUUUGAAUGCAGUGCUCGCUGUUGCUGAAUAGGCGAUCACAACGUGCAUUGUGCUUCUUUCUUUGGGAAUAUUUGAAUCUUGUCUCAAUGCUCAUAACGGAUCAGAAAUACAGAUUUUGAUAGCAAAGCGACGUUAGUCGUGAGCUCUUGUGAGGAGAGGCAUUGGCUUUAUCCUCUUUAGAGUUAGACUGUUGGGGUUGGGUAUAAAAGAUGGGGUCUGUAAAAUCUUUCUUUCUUAGAAAUUUAUUUCCUAGUUCUGUAGAAAUGGUUGUAUUAGAUGUUCUCUAUCAUUUAAUAAUAUACUUGUGGACUAAAAGAUAUAAGUGCUGUAUAAAAUCAGCCAAUUAUGUUAAACUAGCAUAUCUGCCUUUAUUGUGUUUUGUCAUUAGCCUGAAUAGGAAGGCCUUUAAAAUUGAUUUUUUUUUUAGAAAGCAUUUGAAUGCAUUUUGUUUGGUAUUGUAUUUAUUCAAUAAAGUAUUUAAUUAGUGCUUAA
Molecule: messenger RNA, 1837 nt
Organism: Mustela erminea (ermine)
Lineage: Eukaryota; Metazoa; Chordata; Mammalia; Carnivora; Mustelidae
Gene: EIF4A2
Product: eukaryotic translation initiation factor 4A2
Exons: 11
Coding region: 104-1327 (407 amino acids)
Biological process (GO): cytoplasmic translational initiation
Cellular component (GO): cytoplasmic stress granule
Molecular function (GO): translation initiation factor activity; RNA helicase activity; ATP binding
Source: RefSeq, a predicted model, not a curated record